AUGUCCACUUUCUCCACAAGAAAAGUUUAUUUUCUUCAACCAAAUCUCCUCUACCUCCUCUUCAAUAUCUGUGUCUGUGUAACAGCAUGGCCACGUGGAGAUAACUGCCCGAGCUCUCGGUGGAACGUCAUGUGCCGUCCGUGUUGCGAGUACCACCUGAUCCAAUGUCGGUGUCCCUCCAAAGGGUCAAAGGUGGGCUACACUGUUCCCUGCUGCCGCAAUGCUCUGGAUCAGUGUGACCCCUGCAUCAUUCAUCCAGGCUGCAGUCUGUUUGAAAACUGUAAAACCUGCAACAAUGGAACAUGGAGAGCCAAUGAUGACUUCUUUGUCAAUGGAAAGUUUUGUACAGAGUGUCGCCAAGGCUGGAGUGGAGGCGACUGUAAAACAUGUGGGGGCGUCAUUCAGCGGACACAGGGUCACAUCGCCCUGGAGAGUUACCCAACAAAUGCCCGAUGUGAGUGGACAGUGCAGGUGGAGAAGGGCAGCAGCAUUGAAAUGAGGUUCACACAGCUCAGUCUGGAGUCUGACCAUAACUGUCGUUAUGACUACGUCGAGGUACGUGAUGGAGACGAUCUGAACUCUCCCGUUAUUGGACGCUUUUGUGGGGAUCGGCUGCCUCCUGCAACAGAAAUCUCUGGGAACCGAUUGCACAUCCUGUUCUCGUCGGAUGGCUACAACAACUUUGAUGGCUUUGUUCUUACUUUUCAGGAGAGAUCAGCCAUCAAAAAUCCGGUGUGUCUGCUACCUCCAGAGAGACCACUGAAUGGAUAUUUGCUGCCUGUGUAUAGCCCAAAGGAGCAGCUUGUAUCAGUAAACUACCGCUGUCAUUCACCUUUCACUCUGAUCGGCUCCCAGCAGAGGAUCUGUCUGCCCGACGGCACAUGGAGUAACACAGCUCCCUCAUGUGUAAAAGGUCAAACAAACAGAGCCCAAUGUCCCCUGCCAGCCAAACCUCUAAAUGGCUACUACAGAUCUGCUCCUGACACAGCUGCAGGUGCAGAGACUAUCGAGUUUUUCUGCAAAAAGUCCUACAUGCUCAGUGGAAACCACCAGAGUUUCUGCCACUCUAAUGGAUCCUGGAGUAGCAGGCUGCCCAAGUGUGUGAAAGUCCCUACAGCAUGUCUAGAGCCCAAAGCGUCUGAACUGGUGCGACAAACUGUUGUGAAGCCACGUCAGAUAUCAAGGUACAACAUGGACGAUCUGUUGGCAGCUGGUUUCAUUCCACUGACAUUCGAUAAACACUCAAAUGAAGAGGACGACACCUCAGCUGACCUGCCUCAUGGAUUUCACCAAGUCUACACCAGCAUUGAGUACAAGUGUGCCUCCCCUCUCUACCAUAACACAGGAAGCUCCCGACGUACCUGUCUAAAGACUGGCAGGUGGAGUGGGCGCCAUGUUUCCUGCACACCGGUUUGUGGCAAAGUCAACACUUUCAGUGCACACAACCUCACAGACACUCAGUGGCCGUGGCAUGCUGCCAUCUAUAUCCGUUCACCUCCCAAUCACAAUCCCAACACCCACGGGCCCCGUGGAAUAACCAUGUCCAUCCAGCAGGGGGCCUCAGAGGAGUCCACAUUCUGGUCCCUGGCCUGCAGCGGGGCUCUGCUCACACAGCGGAGCGUCCUGGUGGCAGCUCAGUGUGUGGUAGACAAGAACAAGCUGCAGACGCUUCACCCAGCACAUGUGAAGGUUGUCAUAGGCCUGAAGCACCAGGGGUCCUCCAACCGUUUGAAGGGCCUGCACCACCUUAGGGUUUCAGACAUUUUAGUCCAUCCAAAUUUUUACUCUGCAUCACACUCUGACGUGGCUGUGCUGAAGCUAAGAGACAAGGCCAGGAUCAGUGAGCGUGUGCUGCCAGUUUGUCUGCCCAAAGUUCAAGGAGAGGAGGUGACGGUGCAGGAGGCUUAUACAGCGAGGUGGAUCUUACCAAACGAUCACACGCACCUGACCCGCUACACUCCCAAAAGCCAGACCGAACAUGUCGAGUUGGGUGAUGUUGCUCAGUGCGAGGGAGCAUUUGUUCAAGGAGGAGCACAUACCACAACGAUCAAAGACAACAGACUUUGUGUCAUUAGGACGACAUCCAGUUCUCAAGUUUCUUGUCCCACAGUUAUUAAAGGCAUCACAGUCACUCAGGCUGAGUCUUCAACAAGAGGGGAUUCAUCAGGUCAUGAGGAGACUCUGGGAUCCUCCAUCAGAAGCUGGCAGCUUCUUGGUUUGGAGAGCUUCAGCUUUGAGGAGGGGAACUGCUACCAGCAGUCUUACAAAACUCAGACAGGAAUAGCAAACUUCCUGGACUGGAUAGAGAAAAACAUGAAGUAGAUUUUUUUCACAGAUUCAAAUGUUUAAUUUUCCCCCGACAUUUUAGUUCGUAAGUGGUCAUUUGUUUCCAGUUUUGUAAGCCCCACAGUUGGUGGGAAUGGAGAUCAGUAACUCAAUACCUGCCAGCUGUAUCAAUAUCAUGUGAUGUGAGAACUGGCACUCUACCCGUGUCUCUGUGUGUGCAUGUUAUUCUUCUGUAUUUGGGCCUCCUCCACUUUAAACAAACUCAAUGUAGCCACUUAAGAAACACACCCACACUCUUAUUAUCUUCCAGUGUAACUUCAUGUCUCUGAGUCAUUUGCUCCUCAUAAAGAAAUCAUCUGGAUGCUGUCUUAA
Molecule: messenger RNA, 2658 nt
Organism: Notolabrus celidotus (New Zealand spotty)
Lineage: Eukaryota; Metazoa; Chordata; Actinopteri; Labriformes; Labridae
Product: inactive serine protease PAMR1
Exons: 11
Coding region: 1-2322 (773 amino acids)
Biological process (GO): proteolysis
Molecular function (GO): serine-type endopeptidase activity
Source: RefSeq, a predicted model, not a curated record